AGCCUGAAAGUAUGGACCCACCCCCACCCCGGGUCAACUCCGAGACUUGCCAAGGGAGCCCCUUACACUGGCCAUGCUGGGACCCAACAGUUGCUGCCUCUUUACAGGCCUCCUCGUUUGACCCGCAGAGCCCGCGCCUGGCCUCGUGCCUCACGCACCACCUGUGCCCCGGGGACCCCGGCGUGCCCACCGCAGCAGUGGUGUCCAUGGGCUCUACCGACCACCGCUUCAGCCUUGCUGAGAUCUUGGCGCAGAACUACAGUGUCCAGGAAGGCCAAGGGGAGGCAGCACAGGGCCUGGAACAGCCCGACGAGGAGCUGGAGAAGCAUUUUGGAGCCCAGCAGGCCCCCGACCCGGCCCUGCACCCCCAGAGGACGGACAUGCCCCUGGAGGAACUGCUGGCGCUCUACAGCUAUGAGGCAUCAGACCCCGUCUCUGAUCGUGACAGUGAGGCCAGCGAGGUGGCCACUCACCUCCCAGACAUGACCCUGGACAAGGAGCAGGUCACUCAGGAUUUACUGUCUGGGGAGGAAGAGAUGCAGCCGGUGGCCGAGGAUUUCCACCCUCCCGUCGCUUCUGUUACGGCCCACGAUGCCCCUGGCCUGUUCCCGACCCAGAGCGGAGCCCGCUUCCUAGCUGACGCUGGUGCUGACAAGGAACCGUCAUCCGACACCGAGGAAGAUCCUCUGCCUGCCAACAAGUGUAAGAAGGAGAUCAUGGUGGGGCCCCAGUUCCAGGCCGACCUCAGCAUCCUGCAUCAGCACCGCCAGGGAGAGAAGAUCUAUGAGAAUGAAGACCAGCUCCUCUGGGACCCCAAUGUCCUCCCAGAGCCGGAGGUGGAAGAGUUCCUGUACCGGGCAGUGAAGCGGCGCUGGAACGAGUCUGCAGGGGUGCAGGUCCCUGAGGGCGAGACGGUGAAGGACAGUGAGCAGGCGCUGUAUGAGCUGGUCAAGUGCCGCUUCAAUGCAGAGGAAGCGCUGCGGAGGCUGCGCUUCAAUGUCAAGGUGGUCAGAGAGGGCAUGUGUGCGUGGAGCGAGGAGGAAUGCAGGAACUUUGAGCAUGGCUUCCGAGUACAUGGCAAGAACUUCCACCUGAUCCAGGCCAACAAGGUGCGCACACGCUCAGUGGGCGAGUGUGUGGAGUACUACUACCUGUGGAAGAAGUCGGACCGCUACGAUUACUUCUCUCAGCAGACCCGGCUGGGCCGCCGGAAGUACGGGCCUGCAGGGACCACGGACCCAGACCAGGAUCUGGAUGGUGGAGACCCAGAAGGCCCGGGCCGCUCCCGCAGCUCGCCACCACUGCCCCCUGGCACUGCUAGCCUGGGUGCCGAGCCAGACCCCCUGGCACAGAUGCGCUUGGAAUCGCCUGGUGCCCACGGUGAACCCCUGUCAGGUUCCAGUGACCUGCCCUGUUUGGAGCCCGGGACAUGCCCCUGCCCGCUGCCAGAUGCCCCUCCGGCUGAGCCCCUGCCCCAGCGGUCCCCCCUGGCCCUGUGUCCCCCAGCUGUGGCCACCCCAGAGCCCAGCCCUAGCCCCGACCUGGCCAUGGACCUGGCAGUGCCUGGGAAUCUCCCGGACGACGCAUCUCUGCUGCCUGGCCAUGCCCACGGGGAGCCUGCACAAGUGGCUCUGGCCGUCACUGACUUCGAGCUCCUUGGCCUUGGGAACGUGAAUGUGAACCCCUUCUUGGCCACCCGGCCCACGUGCCCAGCGCCCGGCUUGCACUCAGAGCCUCUUUCGCACUGUAAUGUGAUGACGUGUUGAUGCCCAGCCGAAGGCGGGCUUGUGAGAUGUGAGGCCCAGACAGGAUUUGGGGCCCCCGGGGCCUGGCCGUCUUCCCGACCCUCCCCUUCUCCUGGGCCUUGGGGGCCGCUGCCUCUGCUUCAGAACACGUCAGACUCGUCAGAGACUUGGGGUGUGCGUGGCACGCAAGGGCCUGGCCGCCCCCCCCCAGACUGGUACCUCGGUGCCCAGCACGCAGCCCCCUACGUGGGAUGGCGCCAGCUUGUCGGGUCUCCGCAGCAGGGAAGGACCUCACUGCCCUCCCCAGGGGGAACCGGAUGGACCCACCUAUGGACAGACACGCCCACAGUCAGACUCAUCAAUGGACGGACAGGGCGGGAUGCCCCCACCCUCACCCCCACCAGCAGCCUUUGUCCGGGGCGCCCUCGACACCCUGCGGGCUGGUCCCCCACCCCAGCAGGGGCCCGGCAGCUGCCUUGCGUGCCAAACUGUGGGGCUCAGAGCCAUAUACCUCGACAGAUGCCGCCCGGCCCCCCCACUUCCUCCCUUCUCUCCACUUCAGGAAAUGCCGCACUUUACUGCCCCCGGGGGCCCUCCUGCUGCCUCAGGGGGUCAGAAGACGGGGACUUAUACCCUUGAGUCCAUCCUGCCUCUAUUCUGUGACCCCCCCAUUCUGUUGGAAGCUCCCCAGGCGUUGUUUGGGGUCCUGGCCCUCCACCUCUCCCCCCAAGCCGCCCUCCUUUUAUUUAUGUUUCUGUUUACAAAGCCGAGUGGGGUCCUCCCAGGUGGGGGGCUGAGCAGCGCCCUCCUGCCCACCCCCCCUGGGUAUCAGCAAGGGGAGCCAGCCAUGCCCUGCUCACUCCCCAUGCACCCCAGGACCACACUGUGACAUGAUGACUGCCUUUACCCCUCUUUGCUGAUUUUAUUUAUUAUUAAAUUUGAGUCAAAGCUG
Messenger RNA from Suncus etruscus (white-toothed pygmy shrew), 2697 nucleotides. RefSeq names its product MIER family member 2 (gene MIER2). Gene Ontology annotation, cellular component: nucleoplasm. The transcript has 13 exons. NCBI's taxonomy places the organism in Eukaryota, Metazoa, Chordata, Mammalia, Eulipotyphla, Soricidae. The record is from RefSeq and is a predicted model, not a curated record. Gene Ontology annotation, molecular function: histone deacetylase binding; transcription corepressor activity. Bases 12 to 1766 code for a protein of 584 amino acids. Gene Ontology annotation, biological process: negative regulation of transcription by RNA polymerase II.